Messenger RNA from Peromyscus eremicus (cactus mouse), 1410 nucleotides. It is a transcript of the gene Snapc3, whose product is annotated as small nuclear RNA activating complex polypeptide 3. The transcript has 9 exons. Gene Ontology annotation, cellular component: snRNA-activating protein complex. Lineage: Eukaryota; Metazoa; Chordata; Mammalia; Rodentia; Cricetidae. The coding region runs from base 26 to 1249 and encodes 407 amino acids. Gene Ontology annotation, molecular function: RNA polymerase II cis-regulatory region sequence-specific DNA binding; core promoter sequence-specific DNA binding; bent DNA binding. Gene Ontology annotation, biological process: snRNA transcription by RNA polymerase II; snRNA transcription by RNA polymerase III. The record is from RefSeq and is a predicted model, not a curated record.
UUUGCCGGAAGGGAUCGCGGCUGAUAUGGCGGAGGACCCGCAGGGCGGCGGUGCGGGUGGUAUGCAGCACCCAGUCCCUAGUGCGAGCCACGGCAACUUCCCAGAGUACGAGCUUCCGGAGCUGCACACCCGGGAGUUCCACGUGGGUUCCUUUGGGGAGCUGUGGCGCGCCCGGCUCGGGACCCGGGAUUUGUCGCUGAGCGAGCCCCAGGUAGCCGCGCAGCCGGCGGACGGAGGGACGUCGGACAACGGCUUGGAGGAUGCUGCGGUGGCCGGGGAUCUGGGCUGCAGUCUGGAGGCGGCCGCAGAGCUAAAGGUCGUGUGCGGCCUUGAUAAACUGAGAUGCCUCAAAGAAAGUGAAGACCCAGAAGUCAUCCCAGAGAACACUGACCUAGUGACUUUAUGUGUUCGGAAGGGGCUCUUGGACUAUCGGGAAGAAAACAUCACGAUAGACCGCGCCUGUAGACAAGAAACAUUUGCUUAUGAAAUGGAAUCUCAUGCACUUGGGAAAAAACCUGAGAAUCCAGAAGACAUGAUUGAAGAAGGGGAGCUUAUCCUAUCUGUGAACAUCUUGUACCCUGUUAUAUUUAACAAGCACAGAGAACACAAACCGUACCAGACAAUGUUGGUAUUGGGCAGUCAGAAGCUCACCGAACUGAGGGAUUCAAUUCGCUGUGUCAGUGACCUCCAGAUUGGUGGAGAAUUCAGUAGUACUCCAGACCAGGCCCCUGAGCACAUCAGCAAAGACCUAUACAAAUCAGCUUUUUUUUAUUUUGAAGGAACCUUUUACAAUGACAAAAGAUACCCAGAAUGCAGAGACUUAAGCAGAACUAUUAUAGAGUGGUCAGAGUCCCAUGAUCGAGGAUAUGGAAAAUUUCAGACUGCUAAAAUGGAAGAUUUCACAUUUAAUGACUUGAAUAUUAAACUUGGCUUUCCUUACUUAUACUGUCACCAGGGAGAUUGUGAACACGUUGUUGUUAUUACAGACAUAAGGCUUGUGCAUCAUGAUGACUGCUUGGAUAGAACACUUUAUCCUCUUCUUACCAAGAAACACUGGCUAUGGACCAGAAAAUGUUUUGUUUGCAAGAUGUAUACAGCCAGAUGGGUGACGAACAAUGACACCUUUGCACCGGAGGAUCCAUGUUUCUUUUGUGAUGUUUGCUUCAGGAUGCUCCACUAUGAUUCCGAAGGCAACAAACUAGGGGAAUUCCUUGCUUAUCCUUAUGUCGACCCAGGAACCUUUAAUUAGUACCACCAAAAAACGUUUUUUCCCCUACUAAAGUUUAGUUAAUAAUAUUUAUUACUUAUUACACAGUGUUUUGUGUUCUGGCUUUUAAUUAAGUUGUUUAUGUUACUGAGAUGUAGAAAUACUUUUGUAUUCUGAAUAUAUAAACUUUGUUGGAAACACAA